Messenger RNA from Notechis scutatus (mainland tiger snake), 1240 nucleotides. The record is from RefSeq and is a predicted model, not a curated record. NCBI's taxonomy places the organism in Eukaryota, Metazoa, Chordata, Lepidosauria, Squamata, Elapidae.
AAGCAUGGAAUCAUCAAAGGAUAUAAAAUUUAUUACUGAUGAGACACUUGAUUUUGAACUAUUUUCUGCUUUGGAUGGCAGUGAUUGCUGUUAUGGACAAGAAGAGGAAGAGUCUAUAACUUGUCCCCUUGAACUCAAUGACAAGAAUGUGGCACAAGAAGUUGAUCUAAACAUCUUGUUGGAGGAGAAUGAUGGAAGGACCAAAGAGCCAAUUCCACAGUGGAGUCCCCUGGCUCCAAUGAGGCUGGAGGAGGUCAUGAAAGAAGCUAACCUGCUGGCUAUGCAGCUUGAGAAAUGUCAGCUGCUGGAAAAGCAGAAUAUCAGCUCUGAAACAAAGCUUGAGACAGUUGUAGAACAUGAGCUUUUCGCCCCAAUCAGGUUCUUGUGUGCAGAGACUAAGAAUCCCCAGAAGUCCCGGAGAAAGACUUUCAAUGUGACAAACAGUGCUCUGAAAGCUCUGCUCCCAAUAGUGGAACCAGUUACCUGCUUGGCUCAAGGUUCCCCCAAAUCUCUGUUUUCCGAAGGUAGAAGUCCGUCUUCCCGCCUGACGGACAUGCUUAGUCCCAGAAGAUUCCAAAAUACACCUUACGUUUGCAGCACUGAUGUUCCCCAAGCUAAGCUCUCUGAACCCAAGGCCUUGAUGACAAUGACAUCUGGCAAUAAAAAGGCAACUAUCAGGAACAACAGGACAGACCGCCCACUUGUCCUCCCCACUACCACAAAAGGCCAGCAGCCAUUGCUGCAUUUGAAACCUCUCCCUCAAACCAGCACAAGGAAAACACAGAGGAAGACAGAAGCUUCUGCUAAAAACAGUUCUGAUCAAGGCCCACAGGUUUCCUCUAACCAAGGGACGGUGCUUGCUGCACAAGUGAAAAGAAAGCCAAAUCCUCAGAUGCGUUUGCGGCAGACCAGCCCUGUGAAAAAAAUCGCAGCUGCUCCAGAAAAGAGGACACCUCCCCAGAAGACAAAUGCAAGUAAGUUAGGAUACAUUACUUCAUGGACUGAUGGCUCAGCAGGCCACACCCGUGGUGCUCAACACCUGAUGGGCUGCCUCUGGGAGCAUUCUGACAAGGGGCCAAGUUCCUGGAAUGGUGAGCUGAGCUUGGAGAAGUGGCUGUCAAACAAAGCAGUUUCGAAAGUAACUUGUGAUCCAAGGAGGAACGUUUCCAUUGAUGCCAGUGAAUACGCUGGUCCUGUGUCCCCGAUCCCACUUCAAUCUGAAGCACCAAGGCUGGAGUAA